Molecule: messenger RNA, 1132 nt
Organism: Selaginella moellendorffii
Lineage: Eukaryota; Viridiplantae; Streptophyta; Lycopodiopsida; Selaginellales; Selaginellaceae
Product: N-(5'-phosphoribosyl)anthranilate isomerase 1, chloroplastic
Exons: 3
Coding region: 34-840 (268 amino acids)
Biological process (GO): L-tryptophan biosynthetic process
Molecular function (GO): phosphoribosylanthranilate isomerase activity
Source: RefSeq, a predicted model, not a curated record
UCGAUCGCAUUUGAAGUUUAGGGUUCUUGAGCUAUGGCAGUGCUGCUAGGCAGCUUGUCGGCUCCUGGCAUCCAUCCUCUAGCCAGGAGAUCGUCAGACAGGAAGGGCUUCUCGGCGUCUAGGUUGUCAAUCCGGUGCUGCGAAUCUUCUCCUCCUCGCGACUACGUUCCAGUUGUGAAAAUGUGUGGGAUCACCACACCCGGGGAUGCCAGUCGCGCGGCGGCGGCCGGGGCGAGCUACAUUGGGAUGAUUCUCUGGCCGCGAUCCAAGCGAUCCGUGUCGAUCUCCCUCGCGAGAGAGAUCGCCGCCGCGGCUAGGGAGCAGGGCGCGGUGCCGGUGGGGGUUUUCGUGGACGAGGACGCGCACACGAUCGCGGAUUCGUGCCGGGAGGCCGGGCUAGAUUGCGCGCAGCUCCAUGGAACCGGUGCUAGAGCAGCGCUCGAUGGCCUCGCAUCGUCCUCGUCAUCGCUACGAGUGAUCUACGUAGCUCACGCCGGCAAGGAUGGAUCCAUCCAAACGCCACAGCCUGUGGCGGGGGCUCCCGUGGAGUGGACACUGAUCGAUAGCAUUCAGGGUGGAAGUGGCGAGAGUUUCGAUUGGGAAUCCUUGAGUCGGCCAGGCUUGGGCUUUGUUGGGAAGAGAGGAUGGUUCUUGGCUGGAGGAUUGAAGCCCGAGAAUGUGGGAAGGGCGAUCUCGCUGCUGAGGCCGAGUGGAGUGGACGUUUCGAGUGGGAUUGCUGGGCCGGAUGGGAUUGCCAAGGACUUGGAUCGCAUCGCCUCUUUCGUGAGCGCCGUCCACAACUGGAGGAGCCAGCAAGAAGAGAAUGCUCUACUGCUAUGAACAAGUUCCACUUCGCUUGGAGCAUUUACCGCGAGAAGGGAUUUUGUGUUUGGGAAGAUUCCAUACUACACUUGGCUUGGAGUGAGACGAUUGUCUUUGAGAGUUGUUGUUCCUUCAGCUCGCUUCGGCCGAUUGUCUCGAUGGAUCGAGGUGGUGCUUGGAAAGAUCACGCGUUUUCAGUUACCCUUUGGACUUGUGUAGAGUUGCAAGCGCUCAAAGGCAUUUGCAUUAUUUGAUCAGCCAUGAUCGCGUUUUGAGCUAUGUUUGAGAAACUUACAACUGUUAUGAGAUC